Molecule: messenger RNA, 1960 nt
Organism: Bombyx mandarina (wild silkworm)
Lineage: Eukaryota; Metazoa; Arthropoda; Insecta; Lepidoptera; Bombycidae
Product: putative aminopeptidase PLBD2
Biological process (GO): phospholipid catabolic process
Cellular component (GO): extracellular region
Molecular function (GO): glycerophospholipase activity
Source: RefSeq, a predicted model, not a curated record
UUUUGAUGCAUUUGUUUACCUUUUAAACUACAUACAUUUUUAUAUUAUAAUUAUACACUAGUAUAUCGGCCUCAUAAAGUACGAUAAAGAUUAAUUAUCACAUAUAUAGUGACUCCAACUAAUCAAACCUACGCAAUUAAAUAUGGUGCGGCAAUAUGACUAAAAUAGUUAACAUGUUGAUUAAUAUAAUAUUUUUUAGUUUAUUUUAUGCUUGUAAAUGUGAAUAUGGGUUUGUUUUGUGGUCUGAAAAUAAACCUACUGUAACCGUGACUGACUAUUACGCUGAUAUACCCGAUGUAUACGUAGCGAAAGCAACUUACAGCAAUGAAAUAAAUAAUACAGGUUGGGCAUUUCUUGAGCUGCACACAUCAAGAGACUCAACAGAUGAGAAACAAGCUUAUUCAGCUGGUUUUCUGGAAGGAUUCCUCACAAGAGAUCUGAUAUGGAUGCAUUGGCAAAAUGUUCUGAAAGGAUAUUGCUUUAACAAAACUGAUGUAUGCGCGUUAAUUGAAGAUUAUUUAGAUAAAAAUGAAGAUUACAUAGCAUCUAUGGUGCAAGAACACUAUGAGGAUCCUUAUUGGUACCAGAUAAAGCUAUACUACAUCCAGCUGGAAGGCCUAGCAGCCGGCUACAAUGAUGCCACUAAGAGCAUGUACGAAUGGCUCACUGUAAGAGAUAUACUUUGGAUUAACAUGCUGGGUGACUUGGACGACCUGGCGUUCGCGCUGUCCAUGCCGAGGGAGACGCCCGAGGGCCUGAUGUUCGGGGAGCACUGCUCGGGGCUGGUGAAGCUGCUGCCGGACCUCUCGGACCUGUACACGGCGCAGGUCACGUGGAACAGCUACCAGUCGAUGCUGCGGAUCCAGAAGAUGUACGUGAUGAACUACAUGACGUCACCGGGCAGCGGGGUCCUCAUACCGGGCAGGAAAAUGUCGCUCUCUUCCUACCCGGCCUUCGUACAGUCGACGGACGACUUCUACGUGAUGUCGUCGGGGCUGGUGGCCGCCGAGACCACCAUCGGCAACAGCAACCGGACGCUGUACGAGCACGUGCGGCCGGAGGGACAGAUAUUGGAGUUCGUCCGCGCCAUGGUUGCCAACCGGCUGGCCACGGACGGCGCGCGCUGGGUCCGCCUGUUCAGGGAUCACAACAGCGGCACCUACAACAACCAGUGGUACGUUGUAGAUUACAACAAGUUCACCCCGGCUGUUGGGAAAAUGAAGGGGUCUGUGAGGCCGGGCCUGCUGUGGGUGGUGGAACAGCUUCCGGGAUACACAGAAGCAGCCGAUAUAACUGAAGAGCUCAAGCAAACAUCGUAUUUCCCUUCGUACAACAUCGCGUACUUCCCGAGCGUCUUCAACUUGAGCGGCGGGAACGAGCGAGUGAACACUUACGGCGACUGGUUCGGCUACCACACCAAUCCCAGGGCGAAGAUAUUCAAGCAGAAACAGAGUGAGAUCCACAAUCUGCGCGACAUGUACCGGACUAUGCGGUACAACGACUACCGGCACGACCCGCUGUCGCGCUGCGCCCCCUGCGCGCCCCCCUACAGCGCCGCCAACGCAGUCGCCGCCAGGAACGACCUCAACCCCGCCAACGGUACGUACCCGUUCAGGGCCCUAGGACAUCGCAGUCACGGAGCCACCGACGCGAAGAUCACGAGCUCGCUGCUCAGGAAGACUUACCAGUUCAUAGCCGUCUCAAGCCCCACCUACAACUUGUCCAGGGGGGUGCCGCCCUUCGUUUGGAGUAAGUUCGACAUGGGUCCGCAGAUAUCUCACGUGGGCCACCCCGAUGUGUGGAUGUUCUCGCCCCUGCUCCACCGCUGGGAGUGGGGAUAGGCUCACGCACAGUCAACAGCAACGAGCUGCUUGUAUUGCGAAUAUACAUACAUGUUUUCGUUGAAAGCGCACUCUAAAUUAAACUCUAUAUCUAUAUGGCAUAAGAUGAAUAUUUAAUA